This is a messenger RNA of Megalops cyprinoides (Indo-Pacific tarpon), 2310 nucleotides long. RefSeq names its product FYVE, RhoGEF and PH domain-containing protein 2-like. Gene Ontology annotation, cellular component: cytoplasm. The record is from RefSeq and is a predicted model, not a curated record. Lineage: Eukaryota; Metazoa; Chordata; Actinopteri; Elopiformes; Megalopidae. Gene Ontology annotation, biological process: cytoskeleton organization; filopodium assembly. The transcript is spliced from 17 exons. Gene Ontology annotation, molecular function: guanyl-nucleotide exchange factor activity; metal ion binding. Bases 42 to 2051 code for a protein of 669 amino acids.
GAACAAUAUUGUAGGUAUUUUUACCCAGACCUGUUCUUGAAAUGAAAUUUAAAAUGCGCUCCAGAAUACGGUCGUGGAAUCGGAUGAGCGUGUUUGAGAUAAUAUCAAAAUUCGAAGGUGGAAGUCCAGAGGAAGCCACCAGGCCACAGAGGACCAAGACCAGGGCACAGGAACCAAGAGAAACCGCGAAAUCGCAGGACAGCCAGCUGAAGCAGUACCACGAGCUGACAGAGGAUGGGCCAGUAGGGGGCAGUAGCUGCCAGUGGAGAGGGCUGCAGUCGUUCAGGAGACGGAGUUGCUCCAACAGGCUGAUAAGGAGAGUGGCCCCACCCACAAUGGCAGCAGGCCCUGUGGAGGAAGAGGAAGAGGAAGAGGAGGUACAGAAGAAGGUGACCAAUGAUGAGAAGCUGUAUAAGAUAGCCAGCGAGUUGCUGGAGACAGAGAAGGCCUAUGUCAAUCGUCUGUACCUGUUAGACCGGGUUUUCUUUGCUGAGCUGCUGAAGGAGGCUCGUUCCUCUGCCUCCUUCCCUGAGGAUGUAGUGCGGCAUAUCUUCUCCAACAUCUCCUCCAUCCACCAGUUCCACAGCUGCUUCCUGCUGCCGGAGCUCCAGAGAAGAAUGGACGAGUGGGGGCGAAACCCUCGCAUUGGGGAUGUGCUGCAGAAGGUGGCGCCCUUUCUGAAGAUGUACGGGGAGUAUGUGAAGGUCUUUGACCGUGCCAUGGAGCUCAUCAACACCUGGAUGGAGAAGAAUCAGCGCUUCGAGGAGCUGGUGCAGGACAUUCAGAAACGAGAGGAGAGUGGGAACCUCACGCUACAGCAUCACAUGCUGGAGCCCGUUCAGAGGAUCCCUCGCUACGAGAUGCUGCUCAAAGACUACCUGAAGAAACUUCCGGAGGCCAGCCCAGACCGAGCAGAUGCAGAGAAAUCCUUGGAGAUCAUCUUUGAAGCAGCCAAGCACUCCAACGCUGCCAUCGCGGACAUGGAGCGCUUGGAGAGGCUGUGGGAGGUGUACUCCAUGUUGGGUCUGGAGGAGGAGAUGGUGGACCCUUCCAACAAGCUGUUGCGAGAAGGACCAGUACUCAAGAUAUCCUUCCGCAACAACACUCGCAAGGACAGUCACCUCUUCCUGUUCAGCAACAUGCUGCUCUACUGCGUUCCCAGGUUCAGCCUGACAGGGGCCAAGUUCAUCAUCAAAGCACGGAUGGAUGUGGAGGGCAUGCAGGUGAGGGAGCUGAACGAUGCUGAAAUUCCUCACUGUUUCCUGGUCUCUGGGACGUCCAGAACCUUGGAGCUUCAGGCCAGGAGUCAGACCGAUAUGGAGGCAUGGAUUAAGGCUUGUGAGGAUGCCAUUGAACAAUAUGAGAAGAAGUCAGAGAGUUUCAAGAGUGCCACCAACAGCCUGAGUCAGGAACUGCAACAAGUCACUGUGCUGGAGGAUCAGGAACUGGGGAAGCGGGCCCCUCAGUGGAUUCGGGACAGCCUCGUGUCCAUGUGCAUGCGCUGCGGGGACCCCUUCAAUGCUUUGAUCCGGAGACGACAUCACUGCCGGGCCUGUGGGCACGUGGUGUGCUGGAAAUGCUCUGACUACAAGGCGGCGCUGCAGUAUGAUGAGAACAGAAUGAACCGUGUGUGCAAGGCCUGCUACAGCAUCCUGGCUGGAGAGAGGGAUGGACGAGAGAAGGAGAGGAGGAGGGGAAUACUGGAGAAACAGGCUGGUGAAGUGUCAGGGCGGAGCCUGAUGUGUAGCUUCCUGACAAUGAUUGACAAGCAGAGCAGGACCAAAGGCUGGUUUGUCAUCCCCAGAGACGAGCCCCUCAUCCUGUACAUGUAUACUGCACCACAGGAUGUGAAAGCGCAGAUCACCAUCCCCUUGCUGGGCUACCAAGUGAAGGAACAUGUGGUGGGCGACAACAAGUGUGCCUUCCAGCUCAGCCAAUCAAAGCAGGUCUUGACCUUCCUGGCUGAAUCGGAGGAGCUCAGAGACCGGUGGGCGGAGGUGAUCAACCGGGUAGCCAGUGGGGAGGAACCGAUGCAGGACGCAGAUUCAUAAAAUUCCCACGUCUAGCCAAAAGAAAAUUAUUAUUAGCUAAUUAAUGCCCUAAUCUGAUCCUACUGACCAAUACCUAACGUCAGCAUAACUAACUCCAAAUUACUAUUUUCUUAUUAACAUGCUCCUUCUUCCUGCCUCACGAAUAUCAGUAUCCCUAACUCCAAGUUGUGAUCAUGUCUGUAUGCUGCUGGUGAUGAAGACUGUGAUAAUUGUUUUAAUGCUUUUAUUGUGUAAUUUAAUUAAAGAAAUAAAGAUCUGA